CCACCAUUGUCUCUUCUCCGAAAGAGGCCACUUGUCGCCGCCACACAGCGUCAACCUCAACAUCUGUCUAUUUGACAACACAAUAGAGUUGAGUCUCUUCUUGGUCAGUCAUGAUCUACUCUGGCUGAAGACGCACUCUCCUUGAUCCAAACCAACGACUACCUCACUACCUCACCACCGCACUCCUCCCCCUUCCUCCAAGCCAUGGCGCCCGUCUUGCCAUGUGCCCAAAUCAAGCUAUCCUAUCCGCUCGCCGCUGCAGAUUUUGAUCCUCUCAACAAAGACUUCCUCCUUGUCGGUGGAGGUGGCGGCUCUUCCUCCACCGGUGUACCUAACAAGAUUUCGUUGAUCGACUCUGCUCGACGAGAAACCCUACGAGAAUUGGUGGACAUUGAGCUUGCCAAAGACGAGGAUUCGGUCACGACACUCGCAAUCGCCGAGACCGGAGAAGGCUCUACAGGAGAGAAGUUACAGUCACAUCUCACCGUCUAUGCGGGGAUCAACAGCUCAGCUGCUAGUCAGGCGGCAGGCAAGAAUGAACAUCUAAGAUCAUUUCGGAUCCAGUUACCCCAAAGGAGGAGUAAGGAUGACUUGGGCGCCGUCGAUAAACCCCAAGGUGGAGUCUCACGAACCGAGGCGACAAAGGCAUUAAGUCGCGCGGCAAUCUUCAAGUCCGCCACCGGCAGCAAGAAUGAAACAUAUCAGAGAGUUCUCCGGGUCAAUCGCAACAACAGCAAUAGCCCCUUGGCCGCGAUUGCGUCUGGCCUAGCUCCAGAGAACGAGGUGAUUGUGUUUCGCGCCUCAUCAACUCCCACUUCCAAAGACGAGAUAUCACGCAUCAAUCUGGGAAAGCGUGAAGCGGCUGACCUAGAUCUACAUUCAAGCCCGGCAGGCUCUUCUAGCGACUCGAAGUUGGCUUAUUGUACCGAUGAUGAGGUCUUCAUACAGUCACUCCAAGUAAAAGGGUCGAAAAAGCCGGAUGCACCGGUAUCCCUGUAUCGCACUCCUGAAUCCACCAUGACCCUUCCCAGCAACAAAAGGCCUAAGUUUCGCGCAAUCCGAUUUCUCGACGCCAAAACACUCCUCCUCCUGCAGAAUCUCCCAAAUCGCGGCGGUGCAGUGCUUCUAGUCCUGAAAAUAUCCGAGGACAACCGGCAGUCACAGAUCCGUCUACGAAAGCGCCUCAACAAGACGACCAAGGUGGCCGUUGGCCUAGAAGUCGCCCGUCUCAGUGCGGCUGACCAAAGCGAUACACAGCAGGUGAUUGCUGUGUCAGGACAGAACAGCUCAAUUGAGAUCCUGGUCCUUGACUUUCUGGAUUCCACCUACCGCAGCUUCAAGCCAUAUACUCAUCUCGAGAAUGUCCACAGUGGACCACUUACGAGAAUCGCCUUUUCAAACUUCCUUCCUCCACCCACAUUCGAUAUGAAAAGCAACCCGCCGUCACAACAUCUCCGCCUGGCGUCAGUAGGUGUCGAUCAGUACGUUCGAGUUCACUACAUUCCACUUCGACCCUACGUGAGUCGGUCCAGUAAAACACCUCGAUAUGUACUCAUCCCACCAAGCUCGAACAUGUCACAGACAACGAUCGGCAUGAUCUAUGCCCUGGUCAUAGUGGCAAUAGCAGCAUUCUUCAUGCAAGCAUUCACCGAGAUCCGCGGCGCCACACCACCUAUUCUAGGCGCAACCAAUUGGCUAUCUCCUCGAAUGCAAGACUGGAUUGCUCGUCCAUAUCUAGGCGCAGAGAUAUUGAAACAGGCGCCCGCCCAAAUGGCCCACGAAGCCGAACACGCAGCGGAUAUCGCCAAACAACAAAUCUCCAAUAUUCCCGACAUCGACGACAUUACCCACGCAGUAGAGCAUACUUCUUCCGUGUUGAAACAACAGUUGUCUGAUCUAGUAGCUGAAAAUACCAAUUUGGAGACCCCAAAAGCCAUCAUCCUUCGUGAUGAAGGUGUGGGUGAGAUUUCAACAGAGAUUAUCCAGCAUGAUGUCGAUUUGGUCAAGGAGGAGACGGUCAAAAGGUGGGACGAGUUGAGUCAGGCGCAGCAGAGGACGUGGAAGUUGAAGCUUAAAGAGGCAGGGCAUUGGGCCGAACACCAAGGUGAAAGUGUAUUCAAAGGUCUUUUGUUCUCUGUUCUCAGGGAUGUCAUCCAUGGAUAGAGAGUGAGUGACAGAUAUCCACUCAUUGCAAUCUAUUCAAUGGAUUUCCAUAUCCACCGACUAUUCUACAUGAUAUACAGGAUAUAUGAUACAUAUCUCGAUCUACCCGUCUCUGCUCUACUCUGCUCUCUCACCCAACAGCUAUAGCUAGCUCUGUCCCACCCUAUCCUACACCAAAAACACCCCACUAU
This is a messenger RNA of Exophiala mesophila, 2354 nucleotides long. RefSeq lists its product as uncharacterized. Gene Ontology annotation, molecular function: protein binding; guanyl-nucleotide exchange factor activity; GTPase activator activity. Gene Ontology annotation, biological process: protein secretion. The transcript has a single exon. The coding region runs from base 205 to 2163 and encodes 652 amino acids. Gene Ontology annotation, cellular component: endoplasmic reticulum membrane. The record is from RefSeq and is a predicted model, not a curated record. NCBI's taxonomy places the organism in Eukaryota, Fungi, Ascomycota, Eurotiomycetes, Chaetothyriales, Herpotrichiellaceae.